GCUUCUACCACUAAAGGAAAUUUUUGAUAACGUUUGUCGAACAAAUUUAGAAGUAGCUGCACAUAUAUCGUACAAUUCCAUGAAAAGUGUAAUGGCUCGAGAACGAGCUAAACAACGACCUCCUAUACCACAUACCUUUCAAGCCUUAUCUACUGAUUUAAAUAAAUAUGAUUGGAUUAAAGAUUUUUAUAAAGGAAGUGUAACUGCACAGGAUGGUAGCAUAGCUGCUAUAUUUUCGAGUGAUGUACUUAUUGAUGCCUUAAAGACAACUACAGAAAUGUUUGUCGAUGGGACAUUUUCUAUUGUUCCCCGCAUUCCACGUAUGAUUCAAUUAUAUACUGUUCACAUACGUUAUAAAAAUACAGGUAUUGCAGUUGUCUUCGUAUUAUGCGAGACACGAACAUUUGCCCUUUAUCAGGCAAUAUGGGAAAAAAUAAUUGAAAUCGCUCCAGAUUUGAAAAAAAAUGUCAAAUUUAUAAUGGGAGAUUAUGAACGCGCAACAAAUAAUGCCCUUCAUAAAUGUUUCCCGAAGCUAGUUUGAAAGGAUGCUGGUUUCAUUACAACCAAGCUGUGUUGCGCAAAUGGCGGCAACUUGAUUUAACAAAUGCUCCAAGAAAAUUAAUAAUGAUGGUUAUGUCUGUACCGUUAAUAUCAGCCACUUUAUUUGAGCAAUGUUUUACUAUAUUACAAGAUGUAGCUGAUACUAUGUCUAGUGACUAUCCUACAGUAUUACAAUUUAUGUGCUAUUUACGUAAGACAUGGUUGCCCGCAGCAAACAAAGUAUCUGUGUAUGGAUGUCCUGUUCGCACAAAUAAUAUAGUCGAAAGUUUUCACAACACGAUUUCAAAGAAAUUCGGGAGUAGACAUCCAAAUGUGUGGAUAUUUAUU
Molecule: messenger RNA, 888 nt
Organism: Solenopsis invicta (red fire ant)
Lineage: Eukaryota; Metazoa; Arthropoda; Insecta; Hymenoptera; Formicidae
Exons: 5
Coding region: 80-541 (153 amino acids)
Source: RefSeq, a predicted model, not a curated record